AGCUCGGAUUACAGAAGCGGUGCGCCUCCGCCUCGACCUUCACACUGCCGGCACGCGAUUUCGAGGUAUCGAGAAUCGUCAAGCGCACGUACUUUUUUUGGUUGUUCCUGCCUUGCAUUCUGUCGUCCGUUUGCUCUGGGUGUGUGCGUGUGCGGGUGCGCUGUCUUCCGUUUCUUUGCUGUUUUGAUUCGCCGAGACGCGCCUUCUUAUAGAGCGCCUUCUCCCUCCCUCCUCUCGCUCUCUCUCUCCUUUGUGCAAGAAGAAAAGCAUGUUCGCCGGACUCCCACGCGCGUUCCCGGAUGCGGAGUGGCAGAGCGUCGAGGACAUCUUCCGUCGUCGCACCCCUUUCGGGUUCACGCAGGCCAACCCCAUGGCGAGUCCCAACUCAAACCCCGCCGUCGCUGUGGAUACGUGGGUGCAGCAGGAGAUCACGUACUACGAAGCGAACUACACGACCGUGGAGGAGCUGACGGUGUGCGUCACCACGUUCAACGUUGGCUGUAAGAAGCCGAUCCUGCCGCUGUCAAGCCUUGUGGCGCUGACCAGCGGACCACCGGAAGGCCCGUCGCGGCCGACCGAUCUUAUUGUGGUGGCGAUGCAAGAAGUAGAUAUGAGCGCCACCGCGCUCUUCAAGCACGAGACCGAAGCCGCCACGCCGUGGGUGCAGGGACUGAACGCAGCGGUGGGCGCCGACGGCAACGGUGGCUCGUCCUCCACCGCGUACUACGCCUUCCCGCCGAAGCAGCUCGUCGGUCUUCUCCUCUGCGUCUUUCUGCGGCGCCCGCUGCUGCCGGCGGUGUCGGAGUUUGCCAUCUCGACGGUGGCGACGGGCACGCUCGGCUCCAUGGGAAAUAAAGGCGCGGUGGGGCUGCACCUUGUCCUGCACCGCACCUCGAUCUGCGUCAUUGCGGCCCACCUCGCGGCGGGACAGCUGAACGUGAGCAAGCGCAACGAGGACAUCAACACCGUCUUGAAGAGUAUGGACUUCAACGCGGCGCGCCGGGCUGAGGUGCAAAUAAACGCGAGCGCCAACGUCUCCAUCGAUCCGUCGGUGUUUUCCGAGCUGUAUCCGCGUGAUCACGAUUUGGUCAUCGUCGCCGGGGACCUGAACUACCGCCUCACGCUGCCGUACGAGACGGCGGUGCAGUUGGCGAGUGCGAACCGCACGGUGGAGCUGCUGCAGUACGACCAGCUGACGAACGAGCUGAAGAACCCGCACACGCCGUGGCAGAACUUUAUUGCGUUUGCACCGAACCACGCGCCGACGUAUCGCUUUGACAUCGGCACCGACACCUACGACACCAGCGAGAAGCGGCGCAUCCCCAGCUUCACGGAUCGCGUCUGUGUGUGGUCGCGCCGCAAGUCGAUGGAGUCUCGCAUUCACCUGGACGGCCUGGCGGCGCUAAUGGACGUGCGCAGCAGCGAUCACAAGCCCGUGCAAGCGCUGCUGCGGGUGCCGAUCAGCGUCGAGGUACCCUCACAGAAGGCGCAGGUGAUGGCGGCCCUGCGCGAGAAGGUCGCCUCGCUCGGUCUUGCCCAGGCGAUCAGCGCUAAGAUCGCAUUGCACAAUGCGAAGCUGAACUUCCAGGCGCUGAGCUUCCACCAGUGCGGAAUACAGGAGACCGUCACGGUGCAGAACGUCGGGGACUGCGUCGCCGUGGUGCGCGUCGUGCGUCAACGUGACGGCGACCCCUCCGAAGGCUCGUGGCUGCGGGUGACGCCGCAGGAGAUGGCGAUCCUCCCGGGCGAAUCGCAGGAGGUCACCGUCGAGACGGUCAUCGACCCGCGUUGUAUGCUCUGGCUGGCGGCGUGGCGGCCCUACCUGGGCCGUGGCCGCGUUGCGCUCAGCUCCGUGCUGCUCUUUUGCUGCCGCAAUGGUCCGGUGCAGGCGGUGGAGUGUCACGCGGUGCUCAGCCCCAGCGUGUUCGGGAACGGCCUGGACAGCGUGGCUCUCUUGCAGGACGUCCCGUGCAUAGAGGCCUACGCGCAGAAGGCGGACUUCGAGGAGGUGGUGCGCCGAGUGCGGCCGCACGUGCCGAAGGAGCUGUGGUACCUGGCGCACGUCGUUGCACAGCAUCCACGCGAGCCGGGCCUCUUCACCACCUCCAUCGACAAGGAAACGUGUAAUCAGAUUAUGGAGCAGCUGGACAGCAGGAACGCCCCGUUGCCGCCGGACACCGACGUGCACUGCGCCGCGGAGUGCCUGAUGAUUUUCUUGAAGAACUUAAUUGAGCCGGUGGUGCCGUAUAACCUGUACGCCGCCGCCCUCGCCGCCGGCAGGGCAAGAGGCAAAGCUCCGCUCGCGUUUCUGCGACAGCUGCCCACGAUGCACGCCAAUGUGUGGCUCUACGUGUUGUCGCUGCUGAACUACCUUCUGCGGCCCGCCUUCAGCCGCGACAACGAGCUCGACGCGGCCUUCCUUGCCCACGCCUUCAGCCCCAUUCUGAUGGUGCGGCCGAUGGAGGUGCAGGGGUCCCUGCGGGCGAGGCUCCAGCAAGGCGGUGGAGUAGAUCAGCAACUGCGUCAGCAACUGCAGCAGGAGAGCGACGAUGCGUUUUCGUUGGUGGAGUACUUCUUGAGCACCCCGCCGAAUGCGCUAGCUGGCGUGGAGUAG
This is a messenger RNA of Leptomonas pyrrhocoris, 2614 nucleotides long. Its product is annotated as putative inositol/phosphatidylinositol phosphatase. Gene Ontology annotation, molecular function: phosphatase activity. The record is from RefSeq and is a predicted model, not a curated record. Bases 269 to 2614 code for a protein of 781 amino acids. Lineage: Eukaryota; Euglenozoa; Kinetoplastea; Trypanosomatida; Trypanosomatidae. The transcript has a single exon. Gene Ontology annotation, biological process: phosphatidylinositol dephosphorylation; signal transduction.